AUGGAAUCACGAGAAUAGAUUAUUUAAAAAGAAGCAUAGAUUUAACUACUAACAAAAGUAUUUAAAUAGGAUCAAAUUUGUUUCAAGAAAUGUAUCAAAGUAGCAGAGAAAAGAUUAACAGAAGAUUAAGAAAAAUGCUUAAGUAAAUGCUCAAUUAAUUUACAAAAGAAAUUUGCAAUAAUAAAGUUUAAGUAGCAUAUGAUUUUUUACAUAAAUUAAACGAUAAAGCAUUAGAAUGA
Molecule: messenger RNA, 239 nt
Organism: Paramecium pentaurelia
Lineage: Eukaryota; Ciliophora; Oligohymenophorea; Peniculida; Parameciidae
Source: the annotation of a GenBank genome assembly